Molecule: messenger RNA, 3085 nt
Organism: Closterium sp. NIES-65
Lineage: Eukaryota; Viridiplantae; Streptophyta; Zygnematophyceae; Desmidiales; Closteriaceae
Source: the annotation of a GenBank genome assembly
AGUCGUAUCAAAACUGCAGUUUCCGAUUUCCCUCCCCGUCCUCCCCUUUCCUCGUUUCCCCCUCGUUUUCCCCCCUCUUCUUCUGCUCCCCCCCCCUCCUCCCCGCACAUUCCCUCGCGGCGCCGCAGACUGCUCGUUCGCGGAGUCCCUCUCCAACUUCGCGCUCUCCGGCGAUGCGCUCAGUGCGACCUACAAGGCCUGUCCCGCCGUCACCCUCACCAGCGACGCCGCGCUGCUGGCGGGCGGAGCGCUCAACCCCUCCGCCAUCGUCCUCACCGACCGCGCCUCCUCCACCGGCAGCGGCUGCGCGCCGCUGGCGUUUUCGGCGUCGUUCGCGUUCGCGGUAGCGUCCGCGAAGAACGGCGCGUCGAAGGCGGGGCAAGGGGUGACGUUCUUCGUGACGGCGAACGCGGCGUGGGAGGCGGGCAGCGACAGUGGGUUCCUCGGGUGGGGCGAGACGGGCGACUCGCCGAGCUUCGCGGUGGAGUUCGACACAUUUAAGGACACUUGGGACAAGGCCGCGCCGCACAUCGGAUUCAACCUAAACGCGUCCGUCAAAUCAGUGACCGCCAGCAAGGCAGCCAUCCCCGCGCUCAAAGACGCGAAAAUCAAAUACGUCUGGAUCGACUACACCCCCGCCACGAAGCAACUCUCCGUCUUCCUCAGCACUGCCAAGAGUCGCCCCGCUAAGAACACCUUCAUUACAAGCUUCGACCCGUGUGCGCUUUUUCCAGCGCCGGCUAACAAUUCUGACGGCGACACGCCGCUGUACAUCGGGUUCAGCGCGAGCACGGGCGCAAAGUACUACUCCGCGCACACGCUCCUCGGCUUCGACGUCACCGCCAGCGCUGCCCCCGCGCAGACCUCGAGUGGAGGAGGAGAGGGGGGAAGCGGAGAGGGCGGGGACGGGGAAGCUGGGUCCGGUGAUCCUAAUGGCGGCGGCGUUGGCGGUAGUGGCGGGAAUGUCACUUCUCCCGGUGGUGAAGGAGGGGGAGCGGGACAGACCUCUGGCGAUCCGACCGACCCGCCGAACUACUUCCCCACGCGCAUCGGAGAUCGCUCGCUGGGAGGGCUGCCCAUCCCGCGCAACGACUCGCGGCCGAAGCAGAAUCGGUGGUUCCACUACGCGUCCGUGUCGCUGCGCAUAGAGAGCAGCAACAACACGGCCAAGUGGGCGCUGCGGGAACACAGCAACGUCGACUGGCGCGCCAACCUGUCGGCUGUCGUGGAUCAAGACUCGCCCAGCCUCUGCAGUUCAUGCUGGGCGUUCGCAGCAGCGUCGGCGAUUGACGGCGCAUUGCUGGGUUAUCGCAUCCAGCCGCCGAACCGCGUGUCGGUGCAGCAGCUGCUGACGUGUGGCACGGACGACUGCGACGGCGGGUUCACGACGGACGCAUUUGAAUACGCCAUCGCGAAUCCGCUUGUGUCCGCUGCGGUGUAUCCCUACAUGGCAAAUGACAGCACGAUAUGUAACAAGACCAUUAUCCAGACAAACCCAGGGGUGGCGAACGUGAGGUUCUACGAGCGGGCGAGUCUGCUGGGGCCCAUUGGGCUCAUGUUGGCGCUGCAGUUCCAACCCGUGGUCGUGCACGUGGAGGCUGACCAAGACUGCUUCCUCAACUACAAUGGGACGAACAUCCUGACGGAUAAGACGUGUUUUGCCAACCGCAUGGUGAACCAUGUGGUGGUGCUGGUGGGGUAUCACCUGGAGGAGCAAGGGCAGCCGGGGAGCUACUUCAUUCUGCGCAACAGCUGGGGCACCACGUGGGGCGACAACGGCCACAUGCGCAUCGGCUUUGACCGCUCUCCCUUUGGCUACUGCGGCAUGUGGAGCGAACCGGGUUACUACCCCAUGCUGCCUGCCGUCCCCGGCAAGUGGUGUCUGGGCUUCCCCUGUGGCGCAGGCAAGUGCUUGGACCCGCCGCUGCCGCCCAAGCCGGGGGAGAAGCCGAAGCAGUUCUACUCGUGCGACUGCACGGUGGAGCCCUUCCUCAUCCCCGCUGUCAACGUGGACGGCACCGACACGUGCAUUGUCAUCAUGUGCGUGUGUUCUGAGUUGAAAAUGGCGUUCACACCUCCUGACCUCUUAUUCGGACAGACCUCUAACCCUUCUCCCUUUGUUUCUGCCUCUCUCCCUUCUCCCUCGCCCCCUUCUCCCUCGCCCCCUUCUCCCUCGCCCCCUUCUCCCUCGCCCCCUUCUCCCUCGCCCCCUUCUCCCUCGCCCCCUUCUCCCUCGCCCCCUUCUCCCUCCACCAGAGACGCACCCAUUGCGGCCACCACAUACACCAUCCAGGCGGGCGACACGUGCGACACCAUCUGUGCUGCCAACAACAUCACCACCACUGACUUCCAAUCCAUGAAUGCGGCCAUUGACUGCAGCAGCAACCUGACAGCUGGGGUGACUGUGAACGUCACGUCAGCAUCAGCCGUCAAGAUGUGCAUCAACUACUACACCACGCAGCCGAACGACACGUGUGCAUCGAUAGCAACCAAGUUCAACCUCACCAAUCUCACCUCCCUCAAUCCCACCCUCGACUGCAGCAACAUCACCGCCAACCAAGUGUGCGUGGAGAUGGGCCAAGCCCUCCCACCAGCCUCCGUGUCAACAGUGUGCACGGAGUAUUACACGCUCAGCGCCACCGACACGUGUGCGAGCGUGCAGAGCACAUACGGCCUCACGGCCACGGAGCUGUACCGGCUGAACCCUGGGCUCAACUGCAACAACCUCAUCGACUAUUCCGAUUCGUCGGGGUUGAAUCUUCUCACAGCCACGGAGCUGCACCGGCUGAACCCUGGGCUCAACUGCAACAACCUCAUCGACUACUCCAACUAUUCGGUGACUCAAGAGGAGGGGGCUGAGACUCAAAUAUGGAAGCGCGUGGGCACACUCUGUGUGGCGCAAGCCAAGUUCGGCGCCUCAUCAUGCAGCAAGCGCUACACAGUCAAGUCGGGCGACACGUGUGCGGCCAUCAUAUACAAGUACUUCCGCGGGAAGACCUCGUACGUCAGCAAGCUCAACAGUGGCUUCGUCUGCACUUCCUCCACCCUUUACGUCGGCCUCUCGCUCUGCGUCUACAACCUCUGA